UCGCGUCGUGGUCUGUUCUCUUCGCAAACAUGUCGCCCAUGAAGCUGUGUGUUCCAGGUGACAAACUAUGCAGCAGAGACGACUGCAUUCCCGGCACAGGAGUUUACCUGCGGCACGGCUACAUUUACUCCUCUCUGGCAGGCUAUGUGCUCAGGAAAAAUGAGGGCGAAGAGUUACCAGUGAUAUCUGUCGUGCGGGAAACAGAAACUCAACUGCUACCAGAUGUGGGCGCUAUAGUCACUUGCAAGGUCACAAGCAUUAACCCGCGGUUCGCAAAGGUCCAUAUUCUCUAUGUUGGUUCCACUCCACUGAAAGACCGGUUCAGAGGAACCAUCAGAAAAGAAGACGUGCGGGCGACAGAGAAAGACAAGGUGGAGACGUACAAAAGCUUCAGACCUGGUGACAUCGUGCUCGCCAAAGUUAUUUCUCUGGGCGACGUCCAGUCGAACUACCUGCUGACAACAGCUGAGAAUGAACUUGGGGUAGUGGUGGCUCACAGUGAAGCAGGCGCACAAAUGGUGCCGAUCAGCUGGUGCGAGAUGCAGUGUCCGCUCACACAUUCCAAAGAGUUCCGCAAAGUGGCGCGUGUGCAGCCGGAGUACCUACAGGCGUGAGGAGCCUGAAGUCUUCCUCCUCUCCCCACAUGGAACACACAGCUUCCCUCCUUUCCCUUCGGCUAGUCAACCAGCCAGAUGCAUUUGGCUUUCAUUCUCAUCGAGCUGUCUCUCUGCACGUGACAUCACAAGACUAGUUUCAUGUUGCAGUGUCUGAACUCAGAUCAGAGGGGUUUUGCUUGUGAAACUGCGGCUUGGACAUGACAGUCUGUCGGUGGUCAUGUAUGUUUGUAUCAAGAAUGAAUUCUGGAAGGUGCUCAUGUUUGCGCUAAACCUUCAGUGGGAUUGCUGACAGACCUUCAGGCGGGAGUAUUGAAGUUCACUGUAAGAUGAUCUACCUGAAUGUUCUGCAUCUUUUUUUUUUACCUUUCAAGAAAGAUUGAGCCUUUAAACAACAGACACAUGAAUCUUUGAUGUAAAACCAGAGCUUUUAUUCAAGAAGUAUUAAAAAGACUAUUGAAGUUGUCAAGCUUGUGUGAA
Synchiropus splendidus (mandarinfish) is the source of this 1094-nucleotide messenger RNA. RefSeq names its product exosome complex component CSL4-like. Gene Ontology annotation, cellular component: nuclear exosome (RNase complex); cytoplasm. Lineage: Eukaryota; Metazoa; Chordata; Actinopteri; Syngnathiformes; Callionymidae. Gene Ontology annotation, molecular function: RNA binding. The record is from RefSeq and is a predicted model, not a curated record. Bases 30 to 614 code for a protein of 194 amino acids. Gene Ontology annotation, biological process: RNA processing. The transcript is spliced from 8 exons.